CUGGUUUAGAGCCCACAGAUCAGAGAGACGAGGAGCCAGCUCGGGAACCUUCCAGAACCUUCACCGCGCUAACCUCCCCUGAUCAAUCAAUCAUAUAUAUACCCGCCAAUUCAAGGCACCGAAAAAUCACACCAGAAACACACCCAGAUUCUUUCGAUUCUUUCACGGCCCCACACCUCUCUCCCUCUCUCGUGCUCCAUCGAUCGCUUCCUCCUCCUCCUUCCUCCCCCCAUGGCCUCGGCGAACGACGAAGAUCGCGCGGCGGCGGCUGGCAUCCUGCGGCUACUGAUGGGGAUGGCGGCGGCGGCGCCCGCCUCGGCAUUGCCUCGGGGCGGCGGAGGUGCCGGGGGGCCUGGCCUGGUGGUGGUGCAGCACGUCUUCCUCGACGGCGACGGGGAUCUGUUCUCGGGCGGGGUCGGCGGCGGCGUGCCGCCGGCGUCGAAGGCCGCGAUCGCCGCGCUGAAGGAGGUGAAGGCCGGGGAGGUCGAGGGCGGGGGCGAGCUGGGCGAGUGCGCCAUCUGCCUGGACGGGGUGGAGGACGCCGGCAAGGAGAUGCCGUGCGGGCACCGCUUCCACGGGGGCUGCCUGGAGCGGUGGCUCGGCGUGCACGGCAACUGCCCCGUGUGCCGCCGCGAGCUGCCGCCGGCCAAGGAGGAGGACAACGCGGCGGCGAUGGAGGGCGGCGGCGAGGAGAGGCGGAGGCCCAGGGCCGCGGUCGUGGUCAGCUACCUCGUGCUCGGAGGCGAGCGUGGUGGGGAGGCGCAGGCGCAGGCGCAGCAGGAGCCGGGGCCGGAGAGAGAGGAGCCGUGGAACAUUAGGAUAGAGGACGUGGAUUAGGAUUAGGAGAUACUAUAUGGUUAGGCCUCUAAAAUCGCUUUCCAAUUGGUUCACUGAUUGGUUUGAUGGUGGAGGUGGUUUGUGCAUAUAUACUAGUAGUGCGAUGAGUGUUGGCCAUGGAGAAGGAAAAAUGUGAAUAUUUCAAGAUGUCGAAGACGUUGUACAACGGAAGUUCAAUUUGUUGAUCAAUGCUAAAUACGCGUUUUCGAAAAUGAGAAGCAGUUUCUUCUUC
This is a messenger RNA of Sorghum bicolor (sorghum), 1069 nucleotides long. Its product is annotated as E3 ubiquitin-protein ligase RING1-like. The transcript has a single exon. Gene Ontology annotation, molecular function: ubiquitin protein ligase activity. Gene Ontology annotation, cellular component: cytoplasm. Lineage: Eukaryota; Viridiplantae; Streptophyta; Magnoliopsida; Poales; Poaceae. The record is from RefSeq and is a predicted model, not a curated record. Gene Ontology annotation, biological process: protein ubiquitination. Bases 232 to 837 code for a protein of 201 amino acids.